Messenger RNA from Nanorana parkeri, 2081 nucleotides. It is a transcript of the gene GPC3, whose product is annotated as glypican 3. The transcript is spliced from 8 exons. Gene Ontology annotation, cellular component: extracellular region; plasma membrane; cell surface. Bases 221 to 1942 code for a protein of 573 amino acids. The record is from RefSeq and is a predicted model, not a curated record. Gene Ontology annotation, biological process: regulation of protein localization to membrane; positive regulation of canonical Wnt signaling pathway; cell migration. Lineage: Eukaryota; Metazoa; Chordata; Amphibia; Anura; Dicroglossidae.
GCUCAUUUCACCUAGGGCAUGAGAAGCCGUGUACUGUACUCCUGACUGUGUGGGCGCUCUGCAUCCAGGCUAUACCCAGAAUAUAGGACUUCCAUGCUGGCAGGACCCCUAUCACUGCAGCCUGCUGUCUGGGCUCUCUCCUGCACCUGUUAUCACAGCCAGGUGCUCUGGCAUGCAUUGAACUGUCAGCAAGAUCUGAGCGAGCACCGAGACUGAACACAUGGCAGCCUGGGAGUUGUGUGUAGCUGCGCUCAUGGCAUGGGUGACCAUGGUGGCAGCAGCGAAGGGACCCCUCAACUGCAAAGAAGUGAGAGCCAGCUUUCAUACUCUGCAGCCCGGAGUGAGGUGGGUCCCGGAGUCACCUGUGUCAGGAUCAGAUCUCCAAGUCUGUGUCACAAAAACGUCAACCUGCUGCUCUAAGAAAAUGGAGGACAGAUAUCAGGUAGCAUCCCGUGUAAACAUGGAGCAGCUCAUCCAGACCGCUAGCGCCAAGCUGAAGUUCCUGAUCAUUCAAAAUGCGGCCAUAUUCCAAGAAGCAUUUGAAAUGGUAAUACGACAUGCAAGAAAUUACACAAACACAAUAUUCAAGAUGCAUUACCAGAACAUUUCACUGAAAACUUUUAAGCUUGUUGGUGAAUUAUUCACAGACAUUUCACUGUAUGUCUUGGGAUCAGACAUUAAUGUUAAUGACAUGGUCAAUGAGUUUUUCGAUGGCUUGUUCCCAAUAGUCUAUAGCAGUUAUUUAAACCCGGGGUUCAAGGAUUCUGUGGAAAAUGUAGAAUGUCUUCGGCUUGCCAGAAGGGACAUCAGUGCUUUUGGCCACUAUCCCAAAACGAUCAUGACCCAAGUGUCAAAAUCAUUGCAAGCAUCCCGGGUUUUCCUGCAGGCCCUAAAUCUCGGCAUUGAAGUUAUCAAUACUACGGACUAUUUAAAAUUCAACAAGGACUGUGGCAGGACUCUCCUGAAAAUGUGGUAUUGUUCUCAUUGCCAAGGCUAUUUGUUGGCACGGCCUUGUGCUGGAUAUUGUGGAAUGGUUAUGCGAGGCUGCCUGGCUAGCGUGGGAGAAAUUGACCCUUACUGGAAUGAGUACAUCUCCUCAAUUGAGAGACUCGCUAAAGAAAUGCAUGGAAUUUAUGAUCUAGAACGUGUUCUGCUUAAUCUCUUCUCACUCAUCCAGGAAGCUGUGGUACAUGCUGUAAAGAAUGGAGGAAAACUUUCCACUGCGGUUGCUAAACUGUGCGGUACUUCAAAACAAAGGGUGACGCGGUCAACACGCAAUGGAGUGGAUGUGUAUGCUGGUAAAAAGGUAUUCAAGGCCAAUGCAGACAAUGGGGAAACGCUAUCUGGAAAAAGGAGGGAGUUUAUAAUGAAGUUGAAGGCCUACAGUCACUUCUAUGGCAGCCUCCCUGCACUUGUCUGUCGUCACAGCACUGUCUCUGAAAACGAUACCUCUUGCUGGAAUGGACAGGAGAUUGUUGAGAAGUUCAAUCCUCACACUGUGAAAAAUGGCUUAAAGGUUCAAACGAGCCACCAAGAAGGGAAAGCCAGGAGUACUGAACCCGUAAUUAACCAGAUCAUUGAUAAAUUGAAUCACGUCAAUCAGCUUUUAAAGGGUAUGUCAACACAGCGAAGGAAAACCAUUGGCAGAACUGCAGAAGAGGAGGAGUCACAAAGUGGUGAUUGUGACGAUGAGGAUGAGUGUGAAGAUGGUUCAGGAAAAAGUGCCCUAAGAAUACGGAAUCAGCUAAGGUUAAUACCAGAUUCGGACUACGAUAUGGACAUGGAUGAUGUUCCAUUUAAUAAGCAGAUGCGUAACCAGCAGGAUCAGCAUGGCAGAGACAUCACUAACUUGCAGUCUGGAAGCCACAUCAUAAAGACUGUGUCAGCCAAAAUGCUUGUUCCCUUCACUGUCACCCUGUUAGGACUUGUCCCUGUGAUCUGACUCUCUCAUUUAACCCCUUUUUGUCCUGCUAGCUCCAUUACCUUCCUGGCUGAAUUUUCCACUUUAUAACAUUUCCUGGCUCAUUGUUAAGUCUUCUCCAAGGAGAAAUUAAUUUUAUAGAGUAAAUAAUAAUGUAUUA